UCCGGUUACACUGAGAUCAGCCACAUUUCGAUUCUACUGUAAAUCAACUUAAAAAUGUGGUUUAUGUAUCUUUUGAGUUGGAUUGCAUUGUUAAUCCAAAUAUGUUUGAUCACACUAGCUAUUGCUGCAGGUCUAUUUUAUAUUGCUGAAUUGGUUGAAGAAUACACAGUUCUUACUGGAAAAACUAUCAAGUAUCUCAUUAUGUUCACCACAGCAGUGUAUAUUGGUUUGUUCCUGUUUGAAGAUCUGGACACAUCAUUAAUCAUAGUAGGAUUAUCAGGAAAUGCAGCAUACUUUGCAUUGUUACAGAGUUUCCCGUACUUUAUAUUAUCAUCCCCAUCAUUUAUAGCAUCUGUCAUUAUGGUGAUUGUGAACCACUACUUUGCAUUUUCUUACUUUGCAUCAGUAUGGUACCCAUUUUCAGAUGUGAUGGCUUUCUUCACAAUUUGUCUCUGGAUAGUACCAUUUGCUUUUUUUGUGUCUUUAUCUGCAAAUGAAAAUGUUUUACCAACCAUGACAGAAAACCGAACAAAAUCUGAAGAUGCCACCGACGUGGUCAGCAAUUAUUUCAAAAGGAAAACUAAAGGAUUGGGACUUCUGUCAUUCUUGAAACAUGCACAGGACACUGUAUUACCACAGAGAGUUAGAAAACAGUACUAGAUACAUGUGGGUUGUCAUUGUUUUUAAUUAGUCAGCUUGAUUUGGCAAAGAUACAUGAUGUAUGUGUGAAGAUGAAUUUGCAUGUUAACUGUUCAGGUAUAUUGUGGUAUUAUUCUCUAUGAAGAGGGUAAUUACUGGACAAAUAUAAUUGGGGUUUUAAGCUACUCUGGAUUCAUUUAUUAUUUUGGGUACCAAUUUUCGUGGACGGAGGAAAAAUUGUAUUUUCGUGGAUUUUUGAUGUGGUGUUCUAAAGUUUGUUUAUUAGCCCAUACAGAUUUUGUACUUCAUUGAACAUUUAAAUUCGUGGUUCCCUAGCUUAUACCCACAAAAUUCAAGAAAGUUGGUAUCCAACAAAUUAUAAUGAAUUCACAGUAAGCAAAAUACUAAUUGUGUUAUGUUGUGUACCAGAAUAAUUAUGUAAUGGGACAUAGAAAAAAUUUCAAUUACACGUACACCACAGAUAAAUUUGUUAAAAGAUAUUUUAUUGUGAAACUGCAAAAUAUGUGUUGCAAAAUCAUAAAUAUGCUCAAUCUGUUAAAAAAUACAGAACCUGUACCCACACUUUGCUUACAAGUAAUCUGAAAUUUCUGUUUUCUUAAAUUAUUAUAUCAACCAAUAAAAUUUCAGACUUCAAAUUUUUGAAGGCGUUUAUUAUUACAAUGUACAACAAAACCUUAGAAUCCAGAAAAGAAAAACAGAAAGUUUAACAUGGCAGUGUCAGAUCUUUGUAAGCAAAGUGUGGACAGAGGGUCGGUUUUCUUAAUCAGAUUGAUAAAUUCAGCACUUAUUAUUUAUGAUUUUAUUCCACCAGUGUGGAAAUUUGCAUUUAGUAUUAUAGCUCUAACAUAUUUUGCUUACUUCAUUCCUGAAUGAAGAAAAAUGGAGUGCAUGUAAUCUUUUAAUGGAAAGGUAGGGGGAUACUUUUAAGCUUUUAGAUUUGUUUUUUCAUGGAAGCUAAGAGAAUUCCUGUUUUUAACAUUAAAAAAGCUUGAAAAAACCCCUAUAGAUCCUAGUAUUAUUAAUUAGAAAUAAAAGAAGUCAGCUAGACACUUGUUUGUAAACAUACCACCACUCUGAAAAUGUUUUAGGAGCCUUAGGCUACCAGUCACCUUUAAGGUUUUAUAAUUUUUGAAAAAUGCUAAAAGGGGACCAAAGCAUAGUUUUCCCCUGUUUUGAUGUACAGUUGAGGUGUAUUUUUCCUGAAUAUUUGUUAUAAAACUGAGUUUUCAAAUUAAAGGAAAACAAAUAUUUGUAGGUCACAACCUGUUCGUCUUUCAUUUUUUCAAUAUUCUGAAAAUGCUGUGAUUUCUACAAUAUUUAAUGAUAGGUUUUAUAGAUUUUUGCAUUGAAGCAGUUGAAAUUGAAAUUAAAAACAUAAGCUAAGGAAAUCACCUGUUCCACAAAACUUCUCUUGAAAUCUGAUAUAAAUACUCAACAGUAUUGGAU
Molecule: messenger RNA, 2106 nt
Organism: Mytilus californianus (California mussel)
Lineage: Eukaryota; Metazoa; Mollusca; Bivalvia; Mytilida; Mytilidae
Product: protein TEX261-like
Exons: 5
Coding region: 55-660 (201 amino acids)
Biological process (GO): endoplasmic reticulum to Golgi vesicle-mediated transport
Cellular component (GO): endoplasmic reticulum membrane; COPII-coated ER to Golgi transport vesicle; Golgi membrane
Molecular function (GO): COPII receptor activity
Source: RefSeq, a predicted model, not a curated record